AUGGACGCCAAGUUUGCGCCUGCGAAGCGGGUGGCCGGGCAGAAGCAGGAUGUCUGGUCCAUAGUAAACGAGGCGGCCGCUGCGUCGCCUGUACAGCCCAUCGUCAACAUGGGCCAAGGGUUUUUUGGUUACAACCCUCCCCAGUUCAUCAUUGACGCCGCGAAGAGCGCACUGGACAGAGUCGAAUGCAACCAGUACUCGCCUACGAAAGGCCGCCCGAGGCUGAAGAAGGCCAUUGCCGAUGCAUAUUCACCGUUCUUUGGAAGGACGCUGAAUCCGGAGACCGAGGUCACCAUUACAACGGGAGCCAAUGAGGGCAUGCUCAGCGCGUUCAUGGGCUUCAUCGAGCCAGGCGACGAGGUUAUCAUAUUCGAGCCCUUCUUCGAUCAAUACCUCAGCAAUAUCGAGAUGCCAGGGGGCACAAUCAGAUACGUCCCCAUGCAUCCACCGAAGGAUGGUGCGGAACGGACGUCCUCGGCCGCGAACUGGACCAUUGACUUUGACGAGCUCGAAAGGGCGUUUAACGAGAAGACGAAGAUGAUCGUGUUAAACUCGCCGCAUAACCCGGUGGGAAAGGUGCUGAACAAGGAGGAAUUGACGCGGAUCGGCGACUUGUGCCUCAAGCAUCAAGUUCUCAUUCUCUCCGAUGAGGUCUAUGACCGCUUGUACUACGUCCCCUUUACGCGAAUGGCCACACUAUCGCCAGAGCUGGCCAAGAUCACGAUCACAGUGGGGUCGGCGGGCAAGAACUUCUACGCGACGGGCUGGCGCGUGGGAUAUCUGAUCGGCCCGCCGGAGCUGAUCAAGUACGUGGCCGCGGCACAUACGCGCAUCUGCUACUCGAGUGUCUCGCCUUUACAGGAGGCCGCGGCCAUUGGCUUUGAACAAGCCGACAAGGUCGGCUUUUGGGAUCAGCAGAUCACCGAAAUGAAGGGCAAGGUGGACCGGUUCUGCGAGGUCUUUGACGAGCUGGGACUCCCGUACUCCAUCCCGGAAGGCGGCUACUUUGUCCUCGCGAACUUGUCCAAGGUAAAGCUGCCCCAGGGAUACGAAUUCCCGGACCAUGUCAAGGACCGGCCGCGGGAUUUCCAGAUGUCGUGGUUUUUGAUCAUGGAGCUAGGAGUGGCGGCCAUCCCACCCACGGAGUUUUACACGGACGAACGGGCACAUCUUGCGGAGGACUGGAUGAGGUUUGCCGUGUGUAAGAAUGACGAUGUUCUCGAGGACGCGAAGAAGCGGUUGAGGGGACUGAAGAAGUACAUGGCUUGA
Molecule: messenger RNA, 1269 nt
Organism: Cladophialophora yegresii CBS 114405
Lineage: Eukaryota; Fungi; Ascomycota; Eurotiomycetes; Chaetothyriales; Herpotrichiellaceae
Exons: 3
Coding region: 1-1269 (422 amino acids)
Biological process (GO): biosynthetic process
Cellular component (GO): mitochondrion; cytoplasm
Molecular function (GO): L-kynurenine:2-oxoglutarate transaminase activity; pyridoxal phosphate binding
Source: RefSeq, a predicted model, not a curated record